AUGGUCCUCGGCUGGCUGCUGCUUCUGAUGAUGGCUGUGCCGCCGGGCACCACGGGGGCCAAGGACUGCAUCUUCUGUGAGCUGACUGACUCCACCAAGUGCCCUGGCACCCACAUGCGCUGCGGGGAUGACGAGGACUGCUUCACAGGCCACGGGGUGGCGCAGGGCGUGGGCCCCGUCAUCAACAAGGGCUGCGUGCGCUCCACCAGCUGCGGCCGGGAGGAGCCGGUCAGCUACAUGGGCCUCACCUACAGCCUCACCACCACCUGCUGCUACGGCCACCUGUGCAACGCCAGCCCCGGCCACACAGGCAGCACGACGGUGGGGGCCGCGGCGGGCCUGCUGGUGGGCUUGCUACUUCUGCCACAUUUGCUGUAG
Messenger RNA from Urocitellus parryii (Arctic ground squirrel), 378 nucleotides. It is a transcript of the gene Spaca4, whose product is annotated as sperm acrosome associated 4. Gene Ontology annotation, cellular component: membrane. The record is from RefSeq and is a predicted model, not a curated record. Gene Ontology annotation, biological process: sperm-egg recognition. Lineage: Eukaryota; Metazoa; Chordata; Mammalia; Rodentia; Sciuridae.